GGAUGCAGCUGCCAUGGCAACGGGUGCUGUGUAUGGAAUAUAGCAGCCAGUCGCAGGCAGCCAGCAAAAUAUCUAUCCUUCCUUUAUCAUUUCAACUACACUUUUCUAGUAACAUACUCUCUCUACAGACCAGACAUAUAAACACAUUUGUGUUGCAGAACAAUCAUCAUUUGAAGCAAACACACACAUCCAGGAUGGCGACCAUCACCUGCACACGGUUUACAGAGGAAUAUCAGCUGUUUGAAGAACUAGGAAAGGGAGCCUUUUCUGUGGUUCGAAGAUGUGUGAAAGUUCUUUCAGGGCAAGAGUUCGCUGCGAAGAUCAUCAAUACAAAGAAGCUGUCAACUAGGGAUCACCAGAAACUGGACAGGGAGGCUAGGAUCUGUAGACUGCUGAAACAUCCAAAUAUAGUACGGCUGCAUGACAGCAUCUCAGAGGAAGGUCACCAUUACCUAAUUUUUGACCUAGUUACAGGUGGUGAGCUGUUCGAAGACAUUGUGGCCAGGGAAUAUUACAGUGAAGCAGAUGCCAGCCAUUGCAUUCAGCAGAUUCUGGAGGCAGUACUUCAUUGCCAUCAGAUGGGUGUUGUGCACAGAGACCUAAAGCCUGAGAACCUGCUAUUGGCUUCCAAAUCCAAAGGCGCAGCUGUGAAGUUAGCAGAUUUUGGCCUUGCAAUUGAGGUUGAAGGGGAACAACAGGCCUGGUUUGGCUUUGCUGGUACGCCCGGAUACCUGUCCCCUGAAGUCUUACGGAAAGACCCUUAUGGAAAAGCUGUGGACCUGUGGGCAUGUGGUUAGUGUUAUAUACUUCUUCAUCAAUAUACAGGGGUU
This is a messenger RNA of Triplophysa rosa, 830 nucleotides long. RefSeq names its product calcium/calmodulin-dependent protein kinase type II subunit alpha-like. The transcript is spliced from 8 exons. NCBI's taxonomy places the organism in Eukaryota, Metazoa, Chordata, Actinopteri, Cypriniformes, Nemacheilidae. Gene Ontology annotation, molecular function: calcium/calmodulin-dependent protein kinase activity; calmodulin binding; ATP binding. Gene Ontology annotation, cellular component: cytoplasm; neuron projection. The record is from RefSeq and is a predicted model, not a curated record. The coding region runs from base 3 to 797 and encodes 264 amino acids. Gene Ontology annotation, biological process: protein phosphorylation.